CCUGGGGUUUGCUAGAAGAAGCUCUGACGGCCCUCCUUCCCAGCUGCCUCCUCCUGCAAAUGCCGGGGCGCCUUGAGGAUUUCCCGCCAGUGCGAUGGCCGCAGGGGCCGGUCCCCCACCAGGGAGCCCCGAGGGGGGUUCUCGAGGGCUGGCGUCCCAUGGCGCCACGCCCCCCAGUCACGGCUGACGUCUGCAUUCCCCGAUGGGGAUGAGUGGCCCCUUCAAACAGGGAGUCGGAUUCCUCACUUCCCUUGGACUAUGACAUCGUACCGGCCUGUUCACGAGAGCGGCGACGUGGGGGGCCCCGGAUUGAAAGGCGGCGACUAUUACUCCCCGGGGUUCUGGGCCCAGAAUGGCUGUGCCGCACAGGCCGAGGCGCCCGUUUCCUCGCGGCCGGCAACGGCCACCCCGGCCAUGCCCAAAAUGGGCGUGCGGGCCAGGAUUGCCGACUGGCCCCAAAGAGAGAAGGGCUGAAGAUCCCACCGCUGCCGCCAGCAGCACUUCAAGAGACCUGGAGACGCCAACCACGGGCUCCCGGGGCUUCCAGAAUGGGGCCGCCUACCCCGGGACAUCCCGGGGCUUCCAGCGCUGGCCCGGCGGCGAUCGAAGGACGCGGAGUUCCCUGACGGCUGGCCGCGGUCCCCGGCCCGGGGCUUCCUGCCUCUCCGGAACCGGAGCAGCAGCGAAGUCACUAGUGAGUGUGACCCACAGGAGGCGUUUGAGCCCCGGGGGCGCGCCAAGCUGCCCAUUUUCCGCGAGUACGGGAGCACUUCCUCCAUCGACGUUCAGGGUGUCUCAGAGCAAAGCUUCUACGAAAUGCUCGAUGAGUUCCGCAGUGGGAAGGCGGCGCGGCGGAAGGAUCAGGCGGGGUCUUUCCGCGCGGCGCGGAGGAGCAGCGGCAGCAAAGCCGAGGCCCGGAGUGAGCAGCAGGCACUCUCCAUCCUGGGUGUGGACGAGUUCCCCCUGCAGCCCAAGGAGAAGUCCCGCAAGAAGGGACCCCGGGGCGAUGUGGGCGGCGGGGACUCCAUCUUCCGGAAGCUGCGGAGCGGCCGGGGGGACCCCGAAGGCGGCAAGGGCGGCCCUCCGGACCCCGAGGACGCAGGCGGGCGGCCCUGGCUGUGCCAGAAGAGAUUUGCGCACUACGACGUCCAGAGCAUGCUCUUCGACCUCAACGAGGUGGUAGCGCGGCGGGCCUACGUGGCGCAAAGGAGGAACACUGAGGGGGCCUCGGCCGCUUCAGCCGUCUCCUCCACCUCGCGGGCCUGCGGCCCCCCGGAGCUGGCGGCGGCCCCCUUCCUCGGCUCCGAGGACCCGAACUUCAAGGAGCACCUGGGGCACGACCCCGGGGACAGCCGCAGCAACGGGCUCCUGCUCAGCUGCCCGCACUUCCGCAACGAGGUGGGCGGGGAGCGCGAGCGCGACGUCAGCUUCUCGCGGGCCUCGCCCGCCUCCCUCGGCUCUCCUGGGGGGAGGCGGCAGGGGCAGGAGGGCGGCGUGGCGGAGGCGUCCCCCGCCCCGUGCUGCACCAACGCCAGCAUCUCCGUCCUGGAGGUGCCCAAGGAGCUGCAGCGCAACGUGGCGAGGCUGAAGCACUACAGCAUAGAGCACGUUGACCUGGGCGCCCGCUACUACCAGGAGCACUUCUGCGGCAAAGAGCAUGCCAACUACUUUGGAGUGGACGAGAAGCUGGGCCCGGUGGCCGUCAGCAUCCGGCGAGAGAAGCUGGAGGACCACCGAGAGCACGGGCCUCAGUACCAGUACAGGAUCAUCUUCCGAACCAGCGAGCUGACCACCCUCCGCGGCUCCAUCCUCGAGGAUGCCACGCCCACCUCCACCAAGCACGGCACUGUCCGCGGGCUCCCCCUCAAGGACGUGCUGGAGCACGUGGUCCCCGAGCUGAACAUCCACUGCCUCCGCCUCGCCUUGAGCGUCCCCAAAGUCACGGAGCAGCUGCGGAAGCUGGACGAGCAAGGGCUCUGCCGCAAACACAAGGUGGGCGUCCUGUACUGCAAAGCCGACCAGAGCUCCGAGGAGGAGAUGUACAACAACGAAGAGGCCGGGCCUGCCUUUGAGGAGUUCCUGGCGCUGCUGGGGGAGAAGGUGUGCCUCAGGGGCUUCGACAAGUAUGCCGCCCAGCUGGACACCAAAACCGACUCCACGGGCACCCACUCUCUCUACACCACCUACCAGGGCUACGAGAUCAUGUUCCACGUCUCCACAAUGCUUCCUUACACCCCCAACAAUAGGCAGCAGCUGCUCAGGAAGAGGCACAUUGGGAACGACAUUGUCACCAUCAUCUUCCAGGAGCCGGGGGCUCUGCCCUUUACCCCCCAGAACAUCCGGUCCCAUUUCCAGCAUGUCUUCAUCAUCGUCCGGGCCCAGAAUCCCUGCACAGAGAACGUUUGCUACAGCGUGGCGGUGACCCGCUCCAAAGACGUCCCUCCCUUUGGGCCGGCCAUCCCCAGCCGGGCCGCCUUCCACAAAUCCGACGUCUUCCGGGACUUCCUGCUGGCCAAGGUGAUCAACGCCGAGAACGCGGCCCACAAGUCGGACAAGUUCCACACGAUGGCCACGCGGACGCGGCAGGAGUACCUGAAGGACCUGGCGGAGAACUGCGUCACCAGCACGCCCAUCGACUCCACGGGGAAGUUCAACCUCAUCUCGCUGGCCUCCAAGAAGAAGGAGAAGACGAAAGCCCGGCCGGGGGCCGAGCAGCACAGCGACGGGGCCAUUGCGUGGCACGUGCAGGCGCAGGAUUACACCCAGGGGCUGGAGAUCGAGUGCAUCCUGGGCAUCUCCAACGAGUUUGUCGUCCUCUUGGACCUGGGCACCAAGGAGGUGGUCUUCAACUGCUUUUGCGCAGAUGUAAUCGGGUGGACUCCGGACACGUUCAGCAUCAAGAUCUUCUACGGCCGCGGGGACCACAUUUUCAUCCGGGCCCUGGAGGGAAACCCGGAGGACAUCAAGGAGAUUGUGCAGCGGCUGAAGGUCAUGACCUCCGGCUGCGAGACGGUGGAGAUGACGCUGCGGAGGAACGGUCUGGGGCAGCUGGGCUUCCACGUGAAGUUUGAUGGGACGGUGGCCGAGGUGGAGGACUACGGCUUUGCCUGGCAGGCAGGGCUGCGCCAGGGCAGCCGGCUGGUGGAGAUCUGCAAGGUGGCCGUGGUCACGCUCAGCCACGACCAGAUGAUCGACUGGCUGCGCACCUCCGUGACGGUGAAGGUGGUCAUCGUCCCUCCGCACGAGGACGGCGUCCCUCGCAGGGGCUGGGCCGAGUCCUUCAAGAUGAGCACCCUGGAGACCAAGGGGGAGCAGGAGAGCCUGCCGGUGGGCUACCGGCCCCCCUACCGCAGCAACUCCGCCUGGCAGUGGGGCAGCUCUGCCACCCAAUGCACCUCGCAGCCGAGCCACGGUCAGUCCCAGUCCUUGACCAGGACCCCGAAGCAGAGCGCCGUGGCCCCUUACCGAGAGCCCCAGCCCCUGCAUGGCAAGAGGCCAGUGAGCUUCCCGGAGACCCCCCAGGCGCUCUCUUCCUCCCAGCCUGGAGCAGAGAGGAUCCUGUCCUACCGGCAGCCCUCGGGCAGCUUCUCCAUGCCAGGCUCCUCGGGGGCAGCGGCAGGGGCGGCCUACGCCCGCUACAAGCCAUCUCCAGAAAGUUCCACACACAGGUAUGCAGCUCCGCAAACGCAGCGGCCCCUGAUGCCCAUCGACCCCCCCUAUGCCCACGAGGCAGCCUCCAACGGGGACUCCUGCUCCUCCUCCGGCGGGGUGGCCAGCCAGGAGAGCACCAUGGAGAGGCCCAAGCCUGAGCCUCUUUGGCACGUGCCGGCACAGCCCAGGGCAUCGGCACCGUCGGGCGGCAAGCGGCCGAGCAGGCAGGAGUUGGCGGGCAAGGACUCUCCCAACCGGCACUCCAAGGGCGAGGGCCAGUACUCCAGCAGCCACUCCAGCAGCAACACCCUCUCCAGCAACGCCUCCAGCAGCCACAGCGACGAGCGCUGGUUCGACACGCCCGACCCCGCCGAGGCCGACCCGGACCCCCUGGCCAAGGGGGGCUCCAGCGACAGCGGCAUCGACGCCACCAGCGCCAAGUCCUCCUCGCGCAGGGACAAGCCCGCCACCAAGGCCCCGCCUCCUCCCUUCGGCGGCGCCCUGCACGAGGCUGCGGGCAGCGGCAAGCGCAGGGACGCGUCUCCGGCCGUCGGUUCUGGCGGGCAGAGCUGGGGCUACCAUGGCCCCAAGGCCUUUGGGGUGGGCUCCGGAGGGGCUGCCCGGGGCGGCAGCGGGAACCACCACUUCAAGCAGCCAAGCCACAGCAGCGGCAGGGCCACGUACCCCGCCCAGGUGUACAAGGCACCCACGGCUGACGCCCCACGGGCCCCCCACAUGCCACAGUCCAGCUCCUUCCAGCUCUCGGCCUCCGUGCCCAAGUCCUUCUUCUCCAAGCAGAGCAGCAGGAGCAAGCUCCUCCCGGCCGGGUGGAAGAGGGGCGAGGAGACCCCCGCCAGGCCCACGGCCUUUGCAGACCCCAAGAAGCAAGUGGACCUGAACACCAAGAACGUCUUUGGGCAGCCGCGGCUGAGGGCCUCCCUGCGCGACCUGCGCUCCCCACGCAAGACCUACAAGUCCACCAUUGAGGACGACCUGAAGAAGCUGAUAAUCAUGGACGGCGGCUCCGCCGAGCAGGAAAGAGAUUUGUCCCCCCAGAAGACCCUGCAGAGGACGCUGUCGGACGAGAGCCUGUGCAGUGGCAGGCGGGACCCCAGCUAUGCCAGCGCCUACGGCUUCGAGCAGCCCCUGCCGGGGGACGUGCUCUUCACCAGCACCUUCAGCACCCUCCCCGUGCGGAAGCAGCACCCCAGCAACGGGGGCCUCUCGGAGAGGAAGGGCGCCAUUUCGGCCUCUGAGCUCUCCUUGACGGACGUGCGGGAGAAGCCUCUGCGGCGCAUUGACCCGGGUCUGAUGCCCCUUCCAGACACAGCCGCCGGCCUGGAGUGGUCCAGCUUGGUCAACGCAGCCAAGGCAUAUGAAGUGCAAAGAGCUGUCUCCCUCUUCUCCCUGCAUGACGCCACGCUGAGCCCGGACGUGCCCUCUGCCCACAGCCCCGUCCUGGGGCACCUGAGCCUGGAGAGGCAGCUGACGCCCCGCACGACACCCACCAUGAGCGAGGAGCCCUCUGCGGACCUGACAGGCAAAGUCUACCAGCUGGAGGCCAUGUUGAAGCAGCUCCACUGCGACCUCCAGAAAGAGAAGCAGGACAAGGUGGUCCUGCAGGCAGAGGUGGCCAACUUGCGCCACAACAACCAGCGCCUGCAGGAGGAGUCCCAGACGGCCAACGAGCAGCUGCGGAAGUUCGCCGAGAUCUUCUCCAGCGCGGUGGAGAAGAAGGAGCUGUGAGCAGCCGGAGAGGGGGGGCUGCUUGGAAGCGAGAGGUGGGGGGGGCCUGCCGGCGGUGGCUCCUCUGGUGCGGGACCCCAACAGCGCCCUGGCCAGCCUCUCCCCUUCUUCCUUAGGGAGCAGAGCCCCCUCUCCUCCCACUGCCCUCCUGAGUGCCCGCUUCCCAAACUGGCGCCAGGCGUGGUGCUCGGGGCCCAGGGCACCUCUUGCCACCGUCUACUCUCAGGUGCUUCCUUGGCCGUUUGCCAAGAGAACUGCGAUUAUGGGCACCUGGGCUCACCCACUCCGAGCAGGGAAGGGGGCCGCCUCUGCCCAUCCUGGCUCGCCACCAGGGGGGCGCCUUUGCGCUCGACGGACUCGGGGCGUUGGCGGAGGGGGGGGCCCCUCAAGCGAGACCACCGAGAAUCUCAAAAGAGCACUUUCUCACGACUAAAUUAUUUUCUAGAGAACGCAAGGAUGGGAGUGGCUCAGGAAGUUUAAAAAAAAGUU
Messenger RNA from Lacerta agilis (Sand lizard), 5886 nucleotides. RefSeq names its product signal induced proliferation associated 1 like 3 (gene SIPA1L3). Gene Ontology annotation, cellular component: Golgi apparatus; cytoplasm; plasma membrane. Gene Ontology annotation, molecular function: GTPase activator activity; protein binding. NCBI's taxonomy places the organism in Eukaryota, Metazoa, Chordata, Lepidosauria, Squamata, Lacertidae. Gene Ontology annotation, biological process: regulation of small GTPase mediated signal transduction; epithelial cell morphogenesis; establishment of epithelial cell polarity. The record is from RefSeq and is a predicted model, not a curated record.